GGCGAGGUGGCCACAGCUGCUCAGGACAUUAACCUUUAGUUACAACUGCACUGUCCAUGAAACGACCGGGUUCGCCCCAUUUUAUCUUAUGUUUGGGCGUAUCCCGAGGCUACCUAUCGACAUCAUGUUCCAGCACGUCCUUUGUGAUGAUAGGGUGGUCAGCCACCAUGAGUUUGUCUCUGCGCUGAGAAGAGAUCUGAGCACAGCUGCAGAAAUUGCCCGCAAACACAGUCUCAAAGAGCAGAACCGACAUGCCAUUCUUUAUAAUCGGAAGGUCAGAGGUUCACCCUUAGCAGUGGGAGAUCGAGUUUUGCUGGCUAACCGUGGAGAGAAAGGCAUGAGGAAAGUUGCAGACAAGUGGGACUCUGUUCUGUAUGAAGUACAAUCAGUCAGACCAGAGAUUAAUGUGUACAGGAUUAAAGAUGUCCAGACUGGCAAAGAAAGAGUGGUGCACAGAAACCUGUUACUUCCAGUGAAUUUCUUAUCCUGGGAUGGUGAUGAUGAGGAGCAGUCUGUUCGAUCAGCUUCCACCGAUGCUACCCGUGGCAGUGCUCUUGAUUCUGCUCUUGUGGAUGAUACUGAUCCUGUUUCAAAGACAUCUGAAUGGUUAAUGCAGAUGGAUGGAACACAAAACAGUGAUGUUAUGCAGGAUGCCACUUGUGGUGAAGCUUCAGACAUCCCUGAUGAGAUGACUCCUUCAGAGUGUUCUGAUAAUGAUCAGCACAGUCCAGAAACUGAGCAUGUUCCUGAACCUAUUCAGAGUACAGAGAGUUUACCUGCAUCUAUGCCCAAUGAGUCCUCCAGUUGUGUGCAAGUACCUGAUAACAGAAAUGUUCCUGUUAUUUGCGAACAGCCCACAAGCACACUAACCAGUCACAUCACUACACGGUUAGGGAGAUUAGUUAGGCCCCCUAACAGACUUAUUUGUGAAAUUGAUAAUCAACAAAUUGUCAGAAGUGAUUCACACAGUGAUGCUCAAGUUAUUUUUCAAGGAACUAGCUUUGUUGAGUUGUUGAGGAACCUUUUUGUUUAAUAUGUCAGAGUGUGAAUGAUGAUUCAUAUCUAAGAGUCAAUUAUAAUGUUAAGUGUUUAACUUUGAAAAGAGUUUCUUGCAUUGUUGCACUGAAAAUUUGAAGAGCAGAGAUACAAUUGUAGCCUCUUGGAGUGUGUAGACUGCACCUCCUAUAGUCUGUGUUAAGUAUGGGACCUGGUACCAUUCCAUUCUUACGCACUUCCUAGGAAGAGAAUGAUUUUCUGACGUACUGUAUUGUAAAGCUCUUAUAUUCACAUCUGUUUUAAUUUUUUUUCUGCAAUCUUUACUGUGUAUUCUAUUUGUUACAUAUGCUGGUUCUAGCCCAAUUUAGCAGAAUUUAAGGGGGGUGUAUGUAACGGAGUUUAAAAAUAAUGUUAGUUAAAUUCAGCAUAAAUUGGGAAACUCGCCAUUGGCUGUGACGUCACUUGUGUUAGUGCACAUGAUAUUGCGGGGCGGAGCUCUAUAAUCAGAAUCUCAUAGCUCGUCCUGCUGGUAAGUCGCAUAAAUGUUUGCUCCGUCUUAAUAAUUAAGUCUGGAUAAUUUUCAAGCCCAAGUUUGAACUAUAAACCACACAAAAGACGUUGUAUGCGACAUCGAUGUGCUAUAUGCUGUAUGCUGAUAAGCCAUUUGGUCCUGUUUUCCCAGGUAUGUGUUUUAUUCGAGUUUUGUCAUGUUCUAUGUUAAAAUAUUAGCCCCAGCUGAAUGUUAGCUUUUAGCACAUGUGCUGUAUCGUCUCGCACGUGCUCUCUGCUGUGUAACUGCGCCAUCUAAGGGCUGCGUUAUUCUCUCUCCAUUUCAUUUAUAUAAAAUAUGUAAAAUGAUGGUUACUUGAGUUUAUAUUUUC
Megalobrama amblycephala (Wuchang bream) is the source of this 1877-nucleotide messenger RNA. RefSeq lists its product as uncharacterized. The record is from RefSeq and is a predicted model, not a curated record. Lineage: Eukaryota; Metazoa; Chordata; Actinopteri; Cypriniformes; Xenocyprididae. The transcript has 2 exons. The coding region runs from base 89 to 1033 and encodes 314 amino acids.